AUGGGAAAUUGCUUACUUGUGUGCGGACACAACAGAGUUUCUUGUCUCGCAGCAGUUGAAACAAGCAAGAAUGCAAAUAUAGUGCAGCUUCUAAAAAGUGACGGAGAGAUCCUCGAGUUUUCGACACCGGUACUCGUAAAAGACGUGCUGACAAACUUCUCAGGUUUCAAUAUUGCUCUGGCGGAGAAAACUCCCCUGCAUCUUCCUCCGGACUUCUGGUUAGAAUUGGGAAAUAAAUACCAUCUUAUUCCUUCCGUUGAGACGUUAGAAACUGUUGAAGAACCUCGAUUUGUCGAAAAAGAUAGCGGUGUCAAGAGGAUUAAAGUUGUUAUAACGAAGAAACAACUGCAGGAUUUGCUCUCGCAAGAAGUGUUGGCUGUUGAUAUCAUCUCCGUGCUUCGGAGUAAAACAUGUGAUGAUUACGACGACGAUGACGAAGAUGAUUCUAGAAUUUGGAAGCCGAAGCUGGAAUCGAUACCAGAAGAACACGAGACAGGUAGCUUAAGUUCUGUAAUAACCAGCUAG
Molecule: messenger RNA, 525 nt
Organism: Daucus carota subsp. sativus
Lineage: Eukaryota; Viridiplantae; Streptophyta; Magnoliopsida; Apiales; Apiaceae
Exons: 1
Coding region: 1-525 (174 amino acids)
Source: RefSeq, a predicted model, not a curated record